Molecule: messenger RNA, 2024 nt
Organism: Esox lucius (northern pike)
Lineage: Eukaryota; Metazoa; Chordata; Actinopteri; Esociformes; Esocidae
Gene: slc25a32b
Product: solute carrier family 25 member 32b
Exons: 7
Coding region: 231-1223 (330 amino acids)
Biological process (GO): mitochondrial transport; folate import into mitochondrion; nucleotide transport
Cellular component (GO): mitochondrial membrane; mitochondrion
Molecular function (GO): folic acid transmembrane transporter activity; FAD transmembrane transporter activity
Source: RefSeq, a predicted model, not a curated record
GUUAAUGCUAGUGACUGCUGAAUUGCGGGGGACAGUAAUAUAUGACAUAAACGAGGGUCACGAAAUUGUCUUGAAAGAUGGAGGUUAACCUUACUUAUAAUUGACCUUUGAUUGAUGGAUUAUAUCUUACAGUAGCGUGAUAUUGUUCGCAUUUUGUUGAAUACGAUUUUUGCUUAUAUAAGUUAUAAAGUUGCUUCAAGAAUUUUAAAUAACUGGAAGGUAGCCUAAAUAUGAGUCCUGCUGCAUCAAAUCAAGAGACAGCUGCAACAGGACUCCCUGUUUCCUCUUCGACCUCCCCCGAAAGUGGCAUACAUUUCUCCAUAACGGAGCAAAUCCAGCAAGUCUACAGCCAUGUGAAAAUCGAGAGUUUGGUUGCAGGACUCUGUGGAGGAGUCGUGUCAACACUGGUGCUGCACCCCCUUGACCUAGUGAAAAUCAGGUUUGCAGUGAGUGAUGGACUGGAUGUGAGACCUAAAUAUGAUGGCAUCAUCCAUUGUAUGAGAAAUGUGUGGCAGCAGGAGGGAGUCAGAGGACUCUAUCAAGGAGUCACCCCGAACAUCUGGGGUGCUGGGGCUUCAUGGGGCCUUUACUUCUUAUUUUACAAUACCAUCAAGGCGUACACAAAGGAAGGUCGUCCGUCAGAACUGAGUGCCACAGAACACCUGCUUUCAGCCACUCAAGCAGGUGUACUAACACUCACCCUAACCAACCCUAUCUGGGUGACAAAGACUCGAAUGGUGCUGCAGUAUCACACUGAUCCAUCUAAGAAAGAGUAUAAGGGGAUGACAGAUGCCCUGGUGAAGAUCUAUCGCCAUGAGGGUCUACCUGGAUUAUACAAGGGGUUUGUUCCUGGCUUAUUUGGCACGUCACAUGGGGCAUUGCAGUUUAUGGCUUAUGAGGAACUGAAAAGGGACUACAAUAAAUACAAGAAAAUGCCUUCAGAAGCAAAACUGAAUCCAUUGGAGUACAUUACAAUGGCAGCUCUAUCCAAAGUCUUUGCUGUAGCUGCUACGUACCCCUACCAGGUAGUGCGGGCUCGCCUGCAGGACCAGUAUAAUAAAUACAAUGGAGUCCUGGAUGUUGUGAGGAGGACAUGGAGGAAUGAGGGAGCUAUAGGGUUCUAUAAAGGCAUGGUUCCCAACCUGAUCCGUGUCACCCCAGCCUGCUGUAUCACAUUUGUAGUCUAUGAGAACGUGUCUCGCUUUUUGAUGGGCCAGAAGUGAGCGUUAAGGAGACAACCAUGACAUUACCACGUAGAAGAAGGGGUCCUGUUUAUGGGACUCCUUGGUAAAGACCAACAAAAAAAGGUUAUGAAAAUAUUGUUUAUUAGCUUGACCUUACACAGAAAAUACUGUAUGAGAAAACUAUCCUUUAAAUAAGAAUAUUGUUAAAGAAAAAAAUAAUUCAAAUUAAAUAAAUAUUUUUAUCAAAAAUAUGUCACAAUGAUUGGAUUGUUGUACAAUGAUGCCAUGUGUCCUAACCAGGUUCCCAGGGCCUUUGGAAGGAAACCAGUCUCACAAUCCAAGGAAGAUAUGGAAAGACAUUAAAUCUUUAGAUGGUUAUAAAAAUGCUUCAGGACUCAGUUAUGCUUGAUUGCUUUAAUGAGCAUUUUGUUACUUCUGUUUUUUUAUUUAAAUCUAAUCAAUACCUGCCCAAUAUUUAAAAAUGCAGUUACUGAUGGUCAUAUCAGCAAUUGGAUGUUUGAUUUUAAACAAAUUAACUCAGAGGUGCCCUCAAAUCUUUUAAUACAAAUAAAUCAGCUGGUCCUGAUAAUUUUUAUCCAUUCCUUUUAAAGCUAGCUGCUGAUUUUAUUGCACCAACUUUAUCUUUAAAAUGUUUCAUUAAGAUCAAAGAAAAUUCCAUUAAUUUGGAAUACAGCCUUUGUGCUUCACCUGUUAAAAGGAGGAGAUCCCACCUUGUUAAAUAAUUAUAGUCCUACAGUGGGGAGACACUGUAGUUAUGUCAUUAUGUCAUAGUUAUACUUAUGUCAUGCAAUAAAAUGCUAAUUAAUUACUUAACAAUCA